AUGAAGCCGAAGAAGAACAAAGAGAUGGCCGUUAAAGCUUCCUCAAGAUCAAUAUCUGCAACAGAGGCACUGGUUGUCCACCUGAUUUGUGGCUUAGGAUUAACUUUAGCUUUCUGGGUGGCCCACAAUGUCCACUCCGUCAACCUCACCACCCAUCCUUCUCAUACCCUUCGUCUGAUCUGCGUUUUUGAGUGCCCAAUUGUGAUCCUUCUUUACAGCCGAUACAGGAAGGACCGUGAACGAUGCUCCUAUUUGAAAGCUGUAGGACGUGGCCUACUGGGACUUCCUGCUGGGGCUCUGGUAAAUGCAUUGGGAGCAAUUGCCUUGGGCGCACCCGCUGGAAUCCAGUAUCUACCAAAGACCAUUAACUGGUCUCUAGUGAUGUCAUUGUUCACUAUUGUGCCUGCAGCUUCUGUUUUUGGUUCAUCAUGGAUGGAUUGGCAACGCAUAUUUGCAUGUACAAAAGCUAUUGACCCUGUAGAUUAUAUGAUUUGUAUACCAGCACAUGGAGUUAUUAUUGGUGCUUGGUUUGGAGCUUUUCCAAUGCCGCUUGACUGGGAACGCCCAUGGCAGGAAUGGCCCAUUUGUGUGAGUUAUGGAGCUAUUGCUGGGUACCUGGUUGCAAUGGUGGCAUCAUUUGGCUUUAUACUUAUGAGGCAGCAUGUCAAAGGAGACUAA
Messenger RNA from Prunus armeniaca (apricot), 678 nucleotides. Lineage: Eukaryota; Viridiplantae; Streptophyta; Magnoliopsida; Rosales; Rosaceae. The record is from the annotation of a GenBank genome assembly.